Chiloscyllium plagiosum (whitespotted bambooshark) is the source of this 959-nucleotide messenger RNA. Lineage: Eukaryota; Metazoa; Chordata; Chondrichthyes; Orectolobiformes; Hemiscylliidae. The record is from RefSeq and is a predicted model, not a curated record.
GUGAGCGAUGUGAAUCUAACAGGGUCAUUCUAACAGACGGGAGAGACUCAGCAGACAAUCCAGGGAUUAUCCCGGAGAGACGCCAGUAUCACAGACAGGGAUUAUCCCGGAGAGACCAGUAUCACAGACAGGGAUUAUCCCGGAGAGACCAGUAUCACCGACAGGGAUUAUCCCGGAGAGACGCCAGUAUCACAGACAGGGAUUAUCCCGGAGAGACCAGUAUCACAGACAGGGAUUAUCCCGAAGAGACACCAGUAUCAUCGACAGGGAUUAUCCCGGAGAGACCAGUAUCACAGACAGGGAUUAUCCCGAAGACACCAGUAUCACCGACAGGGAUUAUCCCGGAGAGACCAAUAUCACCGACAGGGAUUAUCCCGGAGAGACCAGUAUCACAGACAGGGAUUAUCCCGAAGAGACACCAGUAUCACCGACAGGGAUUAUCCCGGAGAGACCAGUAUCACAGACAGGGAUUAUCCCGAAGAGACACCAGUAUCAUCGACAGGGAUUAUCCCGGAGAGACCAGUAUCACAGACAGGGAUUAUCCCGGAGAGACCAGUAUCACAGACAGGGAUUAUCCCGAAGACACCAGUAUCACCGACAGGGAUUAUCCCGGAGAGACCAAUAUCACCGACAGGGAUUAUCCCGGAGAGACCAGUAUCACAGACAGGGAUUAUCCCGGAGAGACACCAGUAUCACAGACAGGGAUUAUCCCGGAGACACCAGUAUCACCGACAGGAAUUAUCCUGGAGAGACCAAUAUCACAGACAGGGAUAAUCCAGGAGAGACCAGUAUCACCGACAGGGAUUAUCCCGGAGAGACCAGUAUCACCGACAGGGAUUAUCCGGGAUUAUCCAGGAUUAUCCGGGAGACACCAGUAUUCCCGGGGAAUGAGGAGGGAGACGGAUUAUUCCUCAGGGAGCAGUUUCUGAAAAUACAGACAGGGAGAGAAAUUAUCACAC